AGCCCUAAUGCAUGCUUCGCACCUCCAAAUGGGGGCGGCUCGCGCGCGCGGUGCUCCAGUCGCACAGCCUCGAUCUCCGCGAGCAGGAGAACGCGUUCGCGAAGGUGGUGCGCGAAUGCGGGCAGGAGCGCGAUCUGGAGCGCGGGCGGAGGAUCCAUGCACAGAUCCAGGACGCCGGCAUCGCCUCCAACACAUUCCUGGGCAAUCUCCUCGUCCAGAUGUAUGGCCGCUGCGGCUGCUUCCACGGCGCGCGGGCGGCCUUCGAUGCCAUCCAGCGCCGGAAUGUCUUCUCGUGGACGCUCAUCGUCGCCGUGUUCGUCCAGCUCGGGCACCUUGACAAAGCCAAGGAGAUGUUUGAUCGGGCGCCAGAGCAAGACCUUGUGUCGUGGACUGCGAUGGUUACCGCAUAUGCCCAAGCCGGGCAUCUUGAGGAGUCUAAGUUUAUGUUUGAUCUCAUGCCGCAGCACAACGUCAUUGCGUGGAACGCGAUCCUGGCAGCGUACGCUCACAACGAAAACCCGGAUGAGGCGAAACAUGUCUUCGACUCGAUGACGGAGCGCGAUGUUCUGUCGUGGAACUCGAUCAUUUCUGUGUUUGCCCAAAAAGGGCAUCUGUUGCAAGCGCGAGAUGCGUUUGAUCUUAUGCCCAGCAGAGACAUAGUCUCGUGGAACGCAAUCGUGAACGGCAGUGCCGUGAACGGGUAUCUCGUCGAGUCGAGGCUGCUCUUUAACUCCAUGCCCGAGCGGCAGAUGAUCUCCUGGAACACUCUUCUCUCAGCGUAUGCCCGAAACGGGCAUUUGCAGGAAUCCGAGUGGAUCUUCCGCUUCAUGCCGUUUCACGAUCUCGUCUCGUGGGACGUGAUGAUCACCGCCUACAACCAGGCGGGUCUUUUCUACGAAGCCAAGCGAAUUUUUGACAGCAUGGGCGGGAGAUGCUCGGUAUCCUGGAAUGCAAUGGCGCAGGCAUAUUCCCAGGCAGGGCAUCUCCAGGAGGCGCGCGACGUGUUUGACUGCACGCCCCAGCGUGACUGCGUGUCGUGGAACAUCCUCAUCGUGGCAUAUUCCGAGCACGGGUAUCUGGAGGAAUCUUACGCGCUCUUCAAUCUCAUGCCGGCGUGGAACGGAAUCUCGUGGAACAUCAUGGCCACUACAUAUGCCCUGCGAGGGCACAUCCAGGAAUCUAAGCGAAUCUUCAACUCCAUCCCUUCCAGAAGCCUCGUACUGUGGAAUUCCAUGGUGGCGGCGCACACCCAGAGAGACCAUCUCCUAGAAGCGAAAGCGCUGUUUGAAAAGAUGCCCGGCUGGGACGUGGUAUCCUGGACGACCAUGAUCCAGGGAUAUUCCGAGUCCGGGAAUCUUGAGGAAGCCAAGGGCUUGUUCGAUCGAAUGCCUGGAGUCUGUGCCGGAUCCUCGUCCGCUAGGGACUACCCGUGCUGGAACGCGAUUCUCUCGGCAUUCGUUCACAAGUCACGGAUGGACAACGCAAAGUCCGUCUUUGACAAGAUGCCCAUGCACGACGUCGUCGCCGCCACCUCCAUGGUGGUGCUCUACUCGUCACCCCGCGGCCAUCUCCGCGAGGCCAAGCUCGCCUUCGACUCCAUCCCCGCCCGCGACUCCACCGCCUGGACGAUCCUCAUCUCGGCCUUCGCGACCAACGCCGACCUCGCCGGCGCGGAGCGCAUCUUCGAUCUCGUCCCGCUCCGGAGCUCCUUCAGCUGGAACUACAUGAUCCAGGCCUUCGCCACCGAUCCGCGCAGCCUGGAUCGAGCCAAGCAGGCCUUCGACGCGAUGCCGCAGCGCAACGACGUCCCCUGGAACGCCAUGAUCGGGAUGUACUCGAGCAGCGGCGCGGUGGGCGAUGCGCGCGCCAUCUUCGAUCGAAUGCCCGCGCACGAGGUCCUGGCGUGGAGCGCCAUCCUCACGGCCUACGCGCAGUCGGGCGACCUCGAGUCCGCUGCCCGGAUCUUCGACUCCACGCCGCUCCACGACGCCGUCUCGUGGAGCGCGAUCAUCUCGGCGCACUGCCACAAGGGCCGGAUCCACGACGCCGUCUUUCUCUUCCGCUGCCUCAACCUCGAGGGGAUCCAGCCCGACGAGGUGAGCUUCACGAGCAUCCUCCACGCUUGCAGCCACGCGGGGAUGCUGCGCGAGGCGUGGAGUGGAUUCACGAGCAUGGUGGCCGACUUUGGACUGGCCGCUUUGCACGACCACUACUCGUGCAUUGUAGACGUGCUGGGACGGACGGGAAGGCUUGCGGAGGCCGAGGAGCUCGUCCAGACCAUGCCGUUUCUGCCAAACUCUGUCGAGUGGACGAGCUUGCUGGGCGCUUGCAAGGUGCACGGCGAUCUGGGCCGGGCUGCUCGGUGCGCGAGCUUUGCAAACGGGCUCGGCGCCACGCAUUCCUCGUCGUACAUGCUGCUGUCCAGCGCAUAUACGACGACGAGUCCCAUGGCCAAGGUUAGUCUAACAUGAUUUAUUCUAACACACUGUUUCAGAGUAGAACAAAGUACUUGAGAAAGAUUCUUAAGAUUUGUGAAGUUAAGGAUCACAGCAACUACGGGAACCUGUGUCCAUGCAACAAUCGCCAAUUAAAUCAGUGGGAUGUAUUUUCACGGACGAUGUUGUAGGUGGUGUAGUAGUACUUUCAGUUUCUACCGCUGCAAAAUGUACACUUUCAAGUCGGACAGAGACGCUACAACAAGGAGAACCAUCAAGAACACAACUGCAAUGUAUGGCUUCAUAAUUCUUUUUAGUGUAGAAGUUUUGGAGUGUAACAACGCCUUUAGUGGAUAUCCGUUGCGAAUAUCUAUGUUGUAGAAAAAACAAAUACAAACCAAAACAUUUUUGUCAA
This is a messenger RNA of Selaginella moellendorffii, 2850 nucleotides long. RefSeq names its product pentatricopeptide repeat-containing protein At4g02750. The record is from RefSeq and is a predicted model, not a curated record. Bases 12 to 2471 code for a protein of 819 amino acids. NCBI's taxonomy places the organism in Eukaryota, Viridiplantae, Streptophyta, Lycopodiopsida, Selaginellales, Selaginellaceae. The transcript has 2 exons. Gene Ontology annotation, molecular function: protein binding.